This is a messenger RNA of Caenorhabditis briggsae, 564 nucleotides long. The transcript has 5 exons. Bases 1 to 564 code for a protein of 187 amino acids. Lineage: Eukaryota; Metazoa; Nematoda; Chromadorea; Rhabditida; Rhabditidae. The record is from RefSeq and is a predicted model, not a curated record.
AUGGUCAAGGACGACGACAUCCCAGAGUGCCAGGAUUACAUCGAGGCUGCUGAAACAAACGUCCCGGAAGACAUAUUCUGGAGAAAUCUGGCAUUUGAAAAAGAACACAUCGCAAAAGCAAUGGACAAAAGAAAAGGACACAGAAAGUUUCCAAUGAGGGAUAUGUUCAAAGGUGCCGUCAGCCAGCAGGACCUUGUGAACGAAUACUAUCGCUCCAAGAAUGUAGAGAGACGAGAAAUGAUGAUGAGGGAGGAGAUGCCGUUGGAAAGAAGUUCUGAAAUUUUGCCUGAAAUUCUGGAAACAUUGAAAGAAGCGGGAAUUCAAAUGGUCAGAAAGCUGACUACCAAGAAGACAAGAAGCGAGAUUGACAAGAUCGGAAGUGACCGGCCGUGGAAACUCAACUCUUCGAGAAAAUUCUUGGAAGGGGUGAAAAUGGAUGGCUAUCAAAUAGUCAAGAAGCGAGAAUCAGACGAUCGGAAGAGAGCGGAAGUGGGUACCAUUCAACUGUCCGAGGAGAAUUCCGGAAGGAGAAGAAGUGAGUUUAACAGAGGGCGUGCACUUUGA